AUGGGAAGACAUUACCUGUUGAUAACACAGACUAUUUUCAUGAUCAUGGGAGGUGUGAGAGAACUGCUGCUCUUUGUGGUGACUGUGGGGGUUGUGAAAGUUUCUUGUUACCCUGUUGGAAAGUCCCAGAAGCAAGAGCAAGUCUCUCUGCAGAGGAGACUUGGAGAGCUGUCAUCAAAUGACGUCUCCAUUGUGCAUGCCCUGGCCUUGCUCCGAUCCAUAGGGUCUGACGCUAAACAAGACAGAGAAGAGUAUUUCGAGACUAAUGAAGUAGAAUCCCAAGCUUCUCCAAACCACGGUAGCUCUACGGCAAAUGAUGCCCUGUCCUCUGACGACGCUACCUCAAAAGCUGCCACUGGCCCGUCUGACGACGCUACCUCUGAAGCUGCCACUGGCCCGUCUGACGACGCUACCUCUGAAGCUGCCACUGGCCCGUCUGACGACGCUACCUCUGAAGCUGCCACUGGCCCGUCUGACGACGCUACCUCUGAAGCUACCACUGGCCCGUCUGACGACGCUACCUCUGAAGCUGCCACUGGCCCGUCUGACGACGCUACCUCUGAAGCUGCCACUGGCCCGUCUGACGACGCUACCUCUGAAGCUGCCACUGGCCCGUCUGACGACGCUACCUCUGAAGCUGCCACUGGCCCGUCUGACGACGCUACCUCUGAAGCUGCCACUGGCCCGUCUGACGACGCUACCUCUGAAGCUGCCACUGGCCCGUCUGACGACGCUACCUCUGAAGCUGCCACUGGCCCGUCUGACGACGCUACCUCUGAAGCUGCCACUGGCCCGUCGGACGACGCUACCUCUGAAGCUGCCACUGGCCCGUCGGACGACGCUACCUCUGAAGCUGCCACUGGCCCGUCGGACGACGCUACCUCUGAAGCUGCCACUGGCCCGUCGGACGAGGCUACCUCUGAAGCUGCCACUGGCCCGUCGGACGAGGCUACCUCUGAAGCUGCCACUGGCCCGUCGGACGAGGCUACCUCUGAAGCUGCCACUGGCCCGUCGGACGACGCUACCUCUGAAGCUGCCACUGGCCCGUCGGACGACGCUACCUCUGAAGCUGCCACUGGCCCGUCGGACGACGCUACCUCUGAAGCUGCCACUGGCCCGUCGGACGACGCUACCUCUGAAGCUGCCACUGGCCCGUCGGACGACGCUACCUCUGAAGCUGCCACUGGCCCGUCGGACGACGCUGCCACUGAAGCUGCCACUGGCCCGUCGGACGACGCUACCUCUGAAGCUGCCACUGGCCCGUCGGACGACGCUACCUCUGAAGCUGCCACUGGCCCGUCGGACGACGCUACCUCUGAAGCUGCCACUGGCCCGUCGGACGACGCUACCUCUGAAGCUGCCACUGGCCCGUCGGACGACGCUACCUCUGAAGCUGCCACUGGCCCGUCGGACGACGCUACCUCUGAAGCUGCCACUGGCCCGUCGGACGACGCUACCUCUGAAGCUGCCACUGGCCCGUCUGACGACGCUACCUCUGAAGCUGCCACCGGCCCGUCUGACCAUGCCAUUGAGGAACUGUUGACUUCUGCAUCUCAGCCCCCGUUGACCACAAACAUGGAUAUCUGAUGUGGGACAUGGUGCUCGGGGUCCAUGCAAGAGUUCAUGGGUUUUUUGUCCAGGUUGUGUGUGUAACUGCAAUUUCUUGUUUUGGCUCAAUUAAACGCUAACUGUAAUAA
Salvelinus fontinalis (brook trout) is the source of this 1697-nucleotide messenger RNA. RefSeq names its product polysialoglycoprotein-like. The transcript has 4 exons. NCBI's taxonomy places the organism in Eukaryota, Metazoa, Chordata, Actinopteri, Salmoniformes, Salmonidae. The record is from RefSeq and is a predicted model, not a curated record. The coding region runs from base 1 to 1587 and encodes 528 amino acids.